UUGUGGAUGUCAACUCAGAGCAGAGAAAACACAAAAGAAAAAAAAUCUUCCGUCGUUUCGUUUGUAUGCGCGAGUGAGAGUGCAAAGGAAGAAAGUUUUUACAAAGCAGCAAAAGCGAAUAAUCAUCAUUGCUGUUGGAGGUGGUGUUUUUCUCCGCGAAUUCGAAAACCGAUUUUUUCCACUCGCGUCAGCAGAUUCCGUAUCGCCAGGAAAGCAUUUUAUCGCGACGCGUUCCCUUCCGGACCCGCAACGAAAAACAUUCCACUGAACCGUGACCGGAAGUGAUUUUGAAACUCCAGCAGAAAAGGGGGGCGUAUUUUUGGAAGGCCCCAAGCGUUUGUGUGUCACCGCGAGAUUUUUGCUUUCUCAGCCCUAAGAAAAAGCGACUCUUCCUGAUUCUGGUGAUUGAUAAGGGAACGAGAAUCGAAAGCGCAAGGCAAGGAAGCAUAACAAUCAUUGUUGGAUAUUGAUAAGCCAUGGAGUACGAAAGCGUAGUGCUGGUCAAGCAGGAAGUGUUCGUCUACAAGAUCCCCCCGAGGCAGAGUAACCGUGGCUACCGGGCCGCGGAUUGGAACCUGGGCGAGCCAACGUGGACCGGCCGAUUGCGGAUGGUGUCCAAGGGGAAGACGCUGGCCGUCAAACUGGAGGACAAAGUGACGGGGGCACUGUUUGCCAACUGUCCCAUCGAGGCGUACCCGGGAGUGGCCAUCGAAGCCGUGUCCGACAGCUCCCGGUACUUCGUGCUGCGGAUACAGGACGAUAAUGGUCGGACGGCAUUCAUCGGGUUGGGCUUCGGCGACCGGUCCGACUCGUUCGACAUGAACGUGGCCCUGCAGGACCACUUCAAGUGGGUCAAAAACGAAGAACAGAUCGCCAAGGAAAAGGAAGAACCCCAGCAGCAGUUGGACCUGGGCUUCAAGGAGGGCGAGACGAUCAAGAUCAACAUGAAAAUCACGAAAAAAGACGGAUCGGAAGGAGGAUCCAGAACCGGUGCCAAGAAGACCGGUGGGCUAGGACUGCUGCCACCUCCACCCGGAGGAAACAAGAUUGCGCCUCCACCCUCGGCAGCGUCGCCAUCUCAUCAGCCUGCGGCUGGUUCCGCAGGCCAGUCGGAUUGGGGUGAAUUCACUUCGGCUGGUGCAAAACCCCAAACGACAGCGACGACACCGAGUAAAACGAAUGCCAACUGGGUGCAGUUUUAAGGUUAUGCGAAUGAAGUAACUCAAAAUAUCCUUAGCAAAAAUAUAACUAGGAAGGUAACAAAAGAAGAUAACCUAUACAAAACAUAAUUUAACAACAAACGGAAUCCAGACCCAACUAAUACUACUUCUAGUGCUACUACUACUACUACUACAUCCUACUGUUGUUGAUGUUGUUGUUAAACCUAACUUAAACACAAACACACACACACGAACACAAACCCACACUUAUUGCUUUGUUCCUUUUUCGUUUUCAAAUCCGAAAAUGGUCAUCGCAGCACCAGAGAACCAAAAUUCCCAAUCCCGGAAAGGUAUUCAUAUACAACCAUAAGAAAAAAACAUAGAACAAUACACAUGCUUCGUGUAGAAAGAGCUUUGCGUUUUGGAAACUUUUGGCCGCCGAAUCCAUUGUCGAAUCAUACAUACAUAGAGUCAGUGACAUAUAACCAUCUUGCAUAGCAGAGUAGAGGGAUGAUAAAAAGUAUAUCGGAUCAAUAUACACAACAUUUUUGACGAUAAGAGCCGGAAGAUGUUUGGCAAUGCUAUAUAUGUGUUAAAGAGUAUAUAGAGUUAGAGGCAAUAAUGGUGAGCGGAAAUUUGGGAGUACAGUAACUCGAAACAACAAGCAACCACAAAUCUAUAGACUAUUUCAUGAAUCGUAUGACUCUGUUUGGUAUGUUUAGGUUACUUCUUUGAAGAAUUUCGUUACUACACUGCAAUGACGACUAAAGGUGUCCUUAUCUGAAUAGUGCAAGUGCAAAGCUGCGUACGAUUUGAGUUCAAAUUUAGGAAAUCGACUUCGUACUCGAGGGCAUAACACCGAUCGAUAUAGCUAUUUAAUCCAUUAUGAAACAAUUGAUCGAACAGGUUGAAGCGUUGUUCGCAGGAAAACAAUGAUGUAUAGCUAUAGUUUGAACUGUAUCCUUCUGUACCUUGGGUUGAUGGCGCGUGAGUUUCGUUCGUUUGAAUUUUUGCUUAAAACAAAGUUGAUACUGUUGAAACAUUUCUCGAUGAUUUAUUUUUUUACGUAUAUUUAGAUUAAUUAAAUUUAGGACUUAGGAGCGCGGAAAAUAAAGAUUAGCAAGAAAAUGUAGCGUAAACAGUACAUUUAUGAAGCAUCAAUAAAAAUAGUGUUGUCUCACACAGAAGUACACCUGUAUUCUAGCGAAGGUGUGAAGCUAA
Messenger RNA from Aedes aegypti (yellow fever mosquito), 2381 nucleotides. RefSeq names its product NECAP-like protein CG9132. NCBI's taxonomy places the organism in Eukaryota, Metazoa, Arthropoda, Insecta, Diptera, Culicidae. The transcript is spliced from 4 exons. The coding region runs from base 477 to 1202 and encodes 241 amino acids. Gene Ontology annotation, cellular component: clathrin vesicle coat; membrane. Gene Ontology annotation, biological process: endocytosis. The record is from RefSeq and is a predicted model, not a curated record.